Molecule: messenger RNA, 2995 nt
Organism: Oreochromis aureus
Lineage: Eukaryota; Metazoa; Chordata; Actinopteri; Cichliformes; Cichlidae
Product: un-named sa1261
Exons: 4
Coding region: 194-1390 (398 amino acids)
Biological process (GO): peptidyl-threonine phosphorylation; peptidyl-serine phosphorylation
Molecular function (GO): protein serine/threonine kinase activity; ATP binding
Source: RefSeq, a predicted model, not a curated record
AGACAGACCACGGCGGAUGCACGGUGACAGACAGCAGCCGGUCCCCGCAGAGCCUUCACUCCCAGGCGGUCUCCUGAGUCGCUGAAGGAUCCGAGCGUUGUCUGAAUGGACUGACAGCUUCCAGCACUUUGUCAACGGAAAAUCCAUCUCCAGACCAGCCCUCGGCCCCACUUGCCCCGUCCCUUUAACCAACAUGAACUCCUUGCCUCACGGCUCCCGUGCCUCCAUCGACAUCCUGGAGGAGCUCCAGCUGAUUGCUGCGCAGAAUCUGGAAAAACUGGACAUCAACAAGUACUACGAGAUCAUCCGUGAGCUGGGAAAGGGCACCUAUGGAAAGGUGGACCUGGUCAUCCACAAAAUCAGAGGCACGAAAAUGGCGCUAAAGUUUCUGAAGAAAAAGACCACCAAGCUGAAGAGCUUCCUGAGAGAGUACAGCAUCUCCCUCUACCUGUCGCCCUGCCCGUUCAUCAUCAACAUGUACGGGAUCGCCUUCGAAACUGACGACUACUACAUCUUUGCUCAGGAGUACGCGCAGGCGGGAGAUCUGUUUGACAUCAUCCCUCCACAGGUGGGACUUCCUGAGGCGGUGGCGAAGCGCUGCGUGCACCAGGUGGCCAUUGCUCUUGACUACCUGCACUGCAAGAAGCUGGUGCAUCGUGACAUCAAACCCGAGAACGUCCUCAUUUUUGACCGAGAGUGCAGAAAGGUUAAGCUGUCAGACUUUGGCAUGACACGACGCGCCGGAUCGCCAGUGAAGCGCGUGAGCGGAACCAUCCCGUACACGGCCCCGGAGCUGUGCGACACCUCCCGACACGAGGGGUUCUGCGUGGAUUACAGCACAGACGUGUGGGCAUUCGGGGUGCUGCUCUUCUGCAUGCUGACAGGAAACUUCCCCUGGGAGAAGGCCAUGCCCAACGAUGCCUUCUACGAGGAGUUUGUCCGUUGGCAACGCCGUCGGACGGCCGCCGUGCCAUCGCAGUGGCGCCGCUUCACCGAUGAAGCCUUGCGAAUGUUUCGUAGGCUCCUCUCCAUCGAGCAGGAUCGCCGCUGCUCUGUCAAAGAAGUCUUCAGUUACUUUAACCAGUGCUGGAUGCUGGAUACUGAGAACGGGAACUGUAAUAGCAGCAGCGGGGCUUUGGCGAGUAGUGCGCCUCCUCUGGACAUCAGCUCGUCAUCAUCAGAGGAGGAUGUACUUGUGGACAGACUGAAGCAACAGAGCCUGUCGCCUGCCUGCGUGGCGGCAAAGGGAGGGGUCAUGAUGGACACCCAGUACUCCUCCAUGUCCACCAACAGCUCGCCGUCCUCCACCGGCAGCUACGAGCGAGUCAACAGAGAAAACAACGAAAGAGGGCGCAUCCUGGUGACCACGCCCAUUGAGAUCUGCGUGUAGAGACGGCGCAGCGCUGCCUUCGUGCUACCUGCUCACGCGUGUGUGCUGACAAAAAAGAUUUCUCCAAGUGGGAGAAAGAAGUGCGGCGAGCGAUGUUUGGCAUCGGGAAACGAAUGACAGUCUGACGUAUGUUGUAGCUUUGUCGUGGAUUUAUUCAUUUCUGAUGAAGAUGAACUCUGAGGAAAUGACCCGCGACACUCACACAGCUGUAGCUUCCUGUGUGUGGUUUCAGUUAAAGGAUUUAAAAAAGCAACCAAGAAAAGCUGAGGACAGGAAAACAAAGAAAAGAACAUAAUCCUCAAGCAAUAGGUUAAAAAAAAUAAUAAUAAAGAAAAGAAAAGAGAAACUGAAGAAGACGACGAACAUGGUUUGUGUGUAACGAGACCGUGACUUUGUGUUUAACGUGUUAGUUAUGUUCACAUUUGGUAGAUUUGUUCAUGUAAAGCGUUUUUAUUUGAAGUUAAUUUAUUUAUUUAUAUCACACAAAUUUAUUUAGUAUUUAUUUUAUCAAGUGGGACCACAGAGCUGAAGAUUGUGAGGGUUUUUUUUUUUUUUGUUCUUUUUUUCCCUUUGAGAAAUAAAAAAAAAAAAAAUUCAGCUACUACAAAAAGAAGAAUUGUAGAAGCAGGUGAAUUUUCCCUUCACAUAGGUACACAUUUCUUUGAAGGUACUUUUUGUAGAAAUCUCUGCGAAAGUCAAUGAAAACGUUCACCACAAGGUGGCAAUGUUUUUGCAUUUUAUUUAUGUUUUUUAUUUUUUUAUUUUGUAUUUCUCUGAAAGAUGACUUCAAAUCAAAACUUUUCUUGUUUUGAGUCUUUUUUUUUUUCCCCCAAACACAAAUGAGCUAAGACUAGCUUAACAUUGAAAUAGCUUGUGUUGGCAGGAUGCUACACUGACUUACUGCAUCACUUUGUGGUUCAAAGUGGUAUUACAUUAAAGUACUGCUUUGUUUAAACAGUACAAAGACGGCUUCGACAUUAUGCCGUAGCUGUUUUUGUGUUCUUCCAGAUUUAUUUUUUUAGUUUUAAUUUUAGAAGCUUUUAAGGUGUUUCUACAAAAAUUACCUUAAAGUGGCCAUGAUGUUGUGACCUCUUAAAAAAAAUUUAAUUCUUUUUUUUUUUUUUUUUGGUUUUCCCAUGAUGCCCAACAAGCUGUACAGUAGUAGUCAACUUUAGCCUACCCCCAUUAUAGGGAAGUAAUCUAAAUGCACAGUUUUUAUGGUCUGUCAAAAUUUAUCUGCUAAUAUUAUCAAAUAACUACUAAAAAUAUUCAAAACAGUUUUUCUAGUUGCAUGGUGCAAAAAUGAAAAACUGUACCCUUUUAUUGAACAGUUAGUUAUUCUCCGAUAUGUUUGGACUUUUUUUGUGGGGGGGGAAUAAGAUGUCACCAAAAUUGUUCAAGUAAAAGAGCAGAUUUGGUAUUUGGUGAUACUAUAAGUUGUCUUCUUUUUUUAGUAUUUGUUUAAUUUAAAAUAAAACUGUAAACGCUGAAAAUGUGACAGGAGAGACACGAAAUGCUUCUGAUAUCCCUUUUUUCUUUUGUAAAGUAUUGCAUGGAGUAACAUUACUGUGGUGAAAAUUUGCUAAAAUAAAACUCUGAAUUAAA